UUGGCGAGCGGCGUGCUAUUCAUAGCGGAUGAUGAGCGAUGUGAAAGAUGGAUGGAUGGAUGGUUGGAUGGUCGGAUGGAUGACGUGUCCUCGGCGUCGCUGCAGCGCCCCGGUUUGGCGCGGCGCCGGCCAGAUCACGAGCACACGGACUAUACAUGCAUUCUAUAUUUAACGGAGUCCAUUAUUAUGUUACAUACCAGAACCUACUCACCUCAACAGAUGACUCGUUUCGCUCACGUGAUGUAA
Messenger RNA from Danaus chrysippus (African queen), 246 nucleotides. The record is from the annotation of a GenBank genome assembly. NCBI's taxonomy places the organism in Eukaryota, Metazoa, Arthropoda, Insecta, Lepidoptera, Nymphalidae.